Molecule: messenger RNA, 2751 nt
Organism: Penicillium riverlandense
Lineage: Eukaryota; Fungi; Ascomycota; Eurotiomycetes; Eurotiales; Aspergillaceae
Exons: 8
Coding region: 1-2751 (916 amino acids)
Biological process (GO): nuclear-transcribed mRNA poly(A) tail shortening
Cellular component (GO): cytoplasm
Molecular function (GO): poly(A)-specific ribonuclease activity; RNA binding
Source: RefSeq, a predicted model, not a curated record
AUGGAUGUCGUUGACGCAACCUUCAAUCACCACCUACCGUGGAUUCUCUACGAGUUGGCCUCGUGCUGUUUUGUGUCUCUGGAUCUGGAGAUGUCAGGAAUCGCGAUGAGCCCAGACAAACCAGGUGGCGAGGUCCAGACACUUCAGGAGCGCUACGUCGAGGUCAAAGCAGCAGCGGAGAAGUACCAGGUCCUGCAAGUUGGUCUGACCAUUUGCCGCGAAGAUUUGGUGACAGGGAAAUACAUCCUCAUGCCAUACAACUUCAACCUGAGCCCGAAUACUUGCCGUGAAACUGAAAUCAGUCGAGACUGGACGUUCCAGAGCCGGGCGGUAGUGUUUCUGCUGGCAAAUGGCUUCAGUAUAGACAUUCAGUGCAAAUAUGGUGUGCCCUAUCUAUCCCGAGAAGAGGAAAAAGAAGCCAUUGCCAAGGCAACAGAGAGAUUGACCCGUCAGGCGACGAAGAGGUCCCUGAGUAUCAAAGAAUCGGAUCGUGAGUCCCUGGAAUUCGUCCAGGCAGUGCGACAAGUUGUGGACAGCUGGCUUGCCGAAAGCGAUAACCACAACGCGUGGGUCAAUAUUCCACCACCGACUGGCAAGCUUUCUGGAAUGCCGAAGACCUUGAGCAAAAUGCACAAAAUGCUUGUGCACAAUCUUAUCGAGAGUGAAUACCCAACCCUCGCUGCUCGAAGCCACUCUUCUUUCAUGACCAUUGAACCCUUACAUCCCGAGCGUGAUAAGAAAGCCCAAGAGGCACGACUUGAAGGAAAGAAAGCCCGAAUUCAGCAAUGUGUUGGAUUCCGAUGGAUUGUAGAGGCCCUAGUCGGUGGGGAUCUGAAGGACAUUGAAGAUUGGGCUUUCAAUCGGACCAUGGACAACAAGGCAGUGCGCCCUCUAUACACCCCAGACUCCCCCAAAGAGCUCUCGAUGCGCGUAAAGCAGCGACUCAGGGAACACCGGCCCAUCCUGGUUGGCCACAACAUCUUUACCGAUCUGGUUUACUUUUGCAAAUGCUUCUUCGGCCCGCUACCAGAUACCGUGGGCGAGUUCCAGGUCAUGGUGCACGAUCUCUUCCCCGUCAUCGUCGAUACCAAGUACUUGGCGACUCAUGACUGCGGUUCCGUGAAUCCUCCUUCGUCACUGGUAGAGCUUAACCAGGACUUGUCCCACAUACGGAACCCGUUGAUAGCCAUGGACCCUCUGCAUGUCAAAUACAGCAGCCAGGAGCUCAACCACGAAGCCGGGUUUGACAGCAUGCUUACUGCCACAGCCUUCCUCAAGCUCUCAGCGAUGCUCUCUCGUGGUUCCUACGAUCGCAACAAAAUUAAGCAACACGAACAGAAUGGGGGCAUGAGGUGUCCACAGCAAGGCCGUUCCCCCGUCAAAAGGAAGCCUGGAGAUUUCUUCGCUGCCGAAAAUGUCAAAUCUUUGGACAUGAUCGCUAACGGCUGGCUUCACACACGCGGUAGUACUCUGGAGGAAACUGGAUCAGCGGAGGUAGCGCACAAGGUCCGCAAUGGCGAGCUGAUUCCCCGACUGGGUAGUGAAUUCUGGAAUGUUUACAGCAACCGUCUGCGGGCUUUUGGAACGAAGGAACGGAUGGUGCAGCUUGGGGUCCAGGAGGAAGAGGAGGAAAUGACACCACGUGAUCUCAGGGAACUUUUCUCGAUCGGAGAGACACCGGGACCCAACCACCAUCACUGCCAUCCAGCAUUGUCGGAGAUGGCCACAAAAUCCAAUGGGGCACGGCGCAUGGUGUCGCUAUUGCGCCCGUCAAUAGUCGACACCAGCGUGUGCAGAAGCUGUCAACAGACCCUCGGCCGACGCCAAUAUGCCGCCACGACCGAGACACCCGCCACAGAGACGGCCUCAAUUGCCAAAGACCCAUCGGCAUCAACAACCUUCCCCGUCGUGAAGCCCGUCUACACCAUCAACGCCGGCAUCGCUCUCUCCCGACCGCCCCAGGUGACCCGCGAGCUCGAGCCAUUCGAGCAAGCCUACUAUUUCUACCAGAAGCGGCUGAACGAGCGACUGGCGCUACCGUUCACAAAGUACUUCUACUUCAAGCGCGGCACGCCGGCCGACGAGGACUGGAAGCGGAAGAUCUUGGACCGCCGAACCGCAGCGCGGGAUAUCGGCAAAUACAACGCGUACGCGAGCGAUGCGUGGAACGACGAAUUGCUCGUUAAUGCGCCUGAUUCCGAUCCCGCGCACCAGGUUGAGAUGCUCGUGCAGGACGCCGAGUCUACGGCCAAUGCCACCUCGCAGGAUACCAGCAAGAAGGAGGAGAUCCCCCGUCCGUUUCCGCGGGUGACGGAGGCGGAUAAGAAGGGUGAUGAGAAGAGCUUGGAUCGUCUGCUUCCGAGAACGUUAUAUCUUCUGGUUCAAACGAAGGGGGGUUACUGGACGCUUCCCAAUGCGCCGGUGGAGGCGGGCGAGAGUCUGCGUCUGGCUGCCGAGCGUACCCUUGCCCAAUCAGCGGGCGUGAAUAUGAACACCUGGAUGGUCGGCUAUCAUCCCGUCGGACACAAUGUGCUAGAGUUCAAGCGACCAGCGAUCAACCAAGCGGCCGGGACCGAGUUGCGUGGUGAGAAGACUUUCUUCUUGAAAGCGCGCAUCAUGGCCGGACAGGCCGAUCUGUCGGGCAACACGCUGGGACUCAAGGACUUCAAGUGGCUCAGCAAGGAGGAGAUCGCCAAGUACGUGCAUCCGGGGUACUACCGCGACAUCAAGAAUAUGCUGGCCGAUCGGUAA